CCAUUUCGAAGUCUGAAUAUUAUUUUGGUCUCUUCCUCUUCUUUGCUCUAUAUUAAAGGAUCUAGAAACCCCUUCACAACAAUGAGAUAGAGAGAGAGAGAAAGAUACAAGUCUCUCCUCAAGAUCACUAUUACCACAAAAGAGAAGAAUUCAAGAAGACUGCAUGGAUCUAGAAGAUUGGGAGUUACUCCCCAAGAAUCUCUACAAGGGUCUCGAUCUCGAUCAAGACGAGGAUCAUGAGGCAGCGAUGAGGAUCAUCAGAAACACCGAAAAAAACUUCGACAUGGAUUACUUCAUCUGCCCGACACACGAUCCUGUCGGAAAAACAGAGUUCCGUAGAAGACCAAGCGUGGUCCCCACACAGCUCCUCCAAGUUCCCAUAAAUUGGGAACCUGUAUACACCGUGGACGACACAGACCACAAGAAGAGCCCGGAACCGGAACUGUUGACGGAAUCUAUUCCGUCGCCGAGAAUAACCUUCAAGACCGCGAAGGAAAAUGAAUUUGUCGACAUGAAAAUAGACUUGCCAGCGAGGUUCACGAGUCCUCUGCCUCAGAAAGAUGACAAACACUCCAUCUCAGCAAGAGUGUUAGCAGGAGAGUACUAUGGUGAGAUGGGAACAGAGGUUGAGGAAGGUGGUGACUUGAGGAGCAAGAAAGAGGUUGAUUGUGAUGAAGAGAACACGCGUGGUGAAAAAAUGAAUCUGUGGAAGAUGGGUCUUCAUGGAAUUGGGGCUAUAUGCUCAUUUGGUGUCGCUACUGCUGCUGCCACCUUCUAUGUCUUCUUCCUUGGACGCAACAAUAGCAUACGAGGUUGUCGGAACAAGAACCAGACCCUCAGGUUCCAGAUCUACUCUGAUGAUAAUAAGCGAAUGAAGGAAGUAGUGAAGCGUGCAACCAAACUAAAUGAAGCAAUCUCUAUGCUGAAAGAUCUUCCAGUGGCCAGAGCACGGAUAUCUUUCGGAGGACACUAUGAUGAACUUUGAAAUCAUAGCCAUUACACCCGUUCAUUGAUACAGCAGAGCCAAAUGUCUAUUGUGUUAUUACCAUGGGCUUUACAGCAUAUAAACACUAUGAAUUUAGGAAAUUCAAUAUUGUAUGAUGUUUGUAAAAUUUACAUUAUUUGUCUGAAUACUUUUAAUUAUAUGAACAUUCAUAUGAUUCUACACUUA
Raphanus sativus (radish) is the source of this 1171-nucleotide messenger RNA. RefSeq lists its product as uncharacterized. Bases 164 to 985 code for a protein of 273 amino acids. The record is from RefSeq and is a predicted model, not a curated record. The transcript has 2 exons. NCBI's taxonomy places the organism in Eukaryota, Viridiplantae, Streptophyta, Magnoliopsida, Brassicales, Brassicaceae.